CUCAGCAGCAGCAGUUAUUGUUUUGUUUACAUAACGCUGUCCUUUCGAGAGCUAGGUGUAGAGAGCUAGGCAGAAGUAAAACUCCGUGGUAGCAGCUUAAGUUACCUGUCCGGGUAAAUUAUGUCUGUGAAACACGCUAUUAGCCGGGGACUCGAGUUGGGCCGGUCGGUCUUUCAGCUCGGUCUCCUGAAAUCCGGUGGCCGACUCGCAGCAAAGCUCCGAGCUGACCGUUUCCGUGCAGGCCCGUCGGUCCGCACCGCUCAGCCUCAGGCUUUCCUGCCGUCUCGGUACCGCUAUUACCGCACUUCUCUGAAAGGCCUGGCAGCUCAGCUUCAGUCCGCCGGCUUCAGGAGGUUUGCUGGCGGGUCCCCGCGUAACAGAGCUGUAUUUUUGGCUUUCGGUCUCGGUGUGGGGCUUAUCGAACAACAGCUGGAGGAUGACAGAAAGAGUGCUUCAACAUGCCAGGAGAUUCAGGCUGUUUUUAGAAAGAAGAAAUUCCAGAGUCCACUUAAGCCAUUCACCUCUGGAUAUAAACUGGAGGAUUACAUUCUAGGGAACCAGAUUGGGAAAGGCUCCAAUGCAGCUGUGUAUGAGGCUGCAGCUCAGUUUGCUCCUCCAAAGCAAAGUGCCAGAAAAUGCUCCCUGGUGCAGAUAAAAGAAGAUGAAGUGGAAACUGAGGCACCUCGGUCUCUGACGUGCUGCUCACUAAGGAACUUCCCUUUUGCUAUUAAGAUGAUGUGGAACUUUGGGGCUGGGUCAUCAAGUGAGGCCAUCUUAAAGUCUAUGUCUCAGGAGCUGGUGCCUGCAGGUCCUCAUGCCUUAAAGCAGGAAAAAGAAGAAAUUACUCUGGAUGGACAUUUCGGAGUCCUGCCCAAAAGAGUGUCAGAACACCCUAAUGUAAUCCGAGUGUAUCGGGCUUUUACUGCAGAUGUUCCAUUGCUACCAGGUGCUCAGGAGGAAUAUCCAGAUGUUUUGCCACCCAGGCUUAACCCUGCAGGCCUGGGCAACAAUCGCACUCUUUUCCUGGUCAUGAAGAACUAUCCAUGCACACUGAGGCAGUACCUGGAAAUGUCCACACCAAGCCGCAGGCAGGGCACUCUGAUGGUGCUGCAGCUCCUUGAGGGGAUCGACCAUUUGUGCAGAGAGGGUGUCGCUCACAGGGAUCUAAAAUCAGACAACGUGCUGUUGGAAUUCGACUCAGAUGGUUGCCCCCGUUUAGUGAUUUCUGACUUUGGAUGCUGUCUGGCCCAGAGCGAUUCUAGUCUGCAGCUGCCCUUCAACAGCAUUUGGGUCAGCAAAGGAGGGAAUGCUUCACUUAUGGCUCCGGAGGUGGCCACUGCAGUUCCAGGAUGUGGUGUGGUGCUUGACUACAGCAAGGCAGAUGCUUGGGCCGUGGGCGCCAUUUCCUACGAGAUAUUUGGACAGCAAAAUCCAUUCUAUCGAGCAGUGGGACUGGAGAGCAGGAAUUACCAGGAGAAGCAGCUUCCUCCUCUACCCUCCAGUGUUCCAGCUGAUGUGCAAUUCGUGAUACGCUUAAUUCUCAGGAGGAACCCAAACAAGCGCCCCACUGCCCGUGUGGCAGCUAACAUGCUACAUCUGAGCCUCUGGGGUCGGAAGGCUCUGGCUAACCAGGACAGUGUGGGCAUGAGGAAGCUGGCUGAUUGGUUGCUGUGCCAGUCUGCUGUGGUUCUCCUUAAGGGCUGUCAGGGGCCCAGUGGGAACAGAGUGGAGGCGGAGCUUCAGAGGAGUUUCCUGGCUAACCUAGAGCUGGAGGACCUGCGCACUGCUGUAGGCUUCCUCCUCUAUGGGCGAGAGCAGAGCCAGGCCUGCGUGCUGUCUGUCUAGAUUUACUCAAACACGUAGCUGAGAGUCACUGAUACGGAUAAACUGGGGCUUAAAAUUGCUUUCAAUACUCAGACUUCUGUAUGUGUGGUAUUUAUUGUUUUAGCUGUAACAUCUAAUGGCUGUGGGUAUUGUUUGAUUAUUCAUCAUGAAUUGCCAAGUGGUGUAAUUCUCCCUUUUCAAGUACCCGACCCUCAAACCUGUGUCCUUUAAUGCUGCUAAAGUUACUUAUCUGCAUUUCUCACAUAUUUGUGAAUAUGUUUCACUUGCCAUCAUCACUGUAUCAGCAGGAAUUCAAGCACUUCAAACAUUCAAGUGUUAUUGGUACCCAUCAUACAAAAAUGCAGUUUGUCUUACACGUGCAAUGCAUUGUGGAUUACUGAGACGGCUGCUGGGGAGUGAUUGUGUUUAAUUUUUCCCAACAUUUGAGUUGCUUGGCAGCAAGAAAUUCUAUUAUGAGAGUGGAUAUUUUGUUUUCCAAUUUAUGAUACGCUUUUUCAAAUCAGCCUGUGGAAAAAAAAAAAAACCAAACAAAUACUCACAUUCAUGCAGUUAUUUUUGCAACUAUGAAAAAUUUUCGUACCAGUGAAUGUGGAGGCCAAUACAGAUAGCUUAGAAAUAAUUAAAGUUAGACUCUACUGUGUAGGGUAAGACCAAGUGAAAGGUUCACAAGUAGGGCACAGUCCAUAAGGUUGCCCCUUGAAGAUCUGGUUGCCAGUGGAUAUGUGUGUUGCAGUCAGUUGUACACUGAUAUUUCACAGCUAAGGCACAUAGACCUGUCCUAAAUGCUAGAACAUAUGAAUCACAUUGAUCCUGAUGUGUCAUGCAUGAGUAAUUAAUUAAUCUUAAGGAUCUGACUUUGUUCCACAUUGCUGCUGUUUGCACUUUAUGCUCAUGUUUUGCACCUGUUCAGAGCUGUGGUUUUCAGCUAAUAUAAUAUACAGAUUUCACAAUAAUUGAAAUAUUGGGACUUAAUCCUUCAUAUUAGGAUAAUUUACUGUCAAAAAGAAUGAAAGGGAUGCAUGUAUAUGGCUUCCUACAAAAGAUUAUAAGACGGAUUUUAGAUAUAUGUUGAUUUUUUUGCAGUGUUUCAGAAUAAAAGUGUUAAAGAGC
Pelmatolapia mariae (spotted tilapia) is the source of this 2955-nucleotide messenger RNA. It is a transcript of the gene pink1, whose product is annotated as PTEN induced kinase 1. The transcript has 8 exons. NCBI's taxonomy places the organism in Eukaryota, Metazoa, Chordata, Actinopteri, Cichliformes, Cichlidae. Gene Ontology annotation, biological process: autophagy of mitochondrion; positive regulation of mitochondrial fission; regulation of apoptotic process. Gene Ontology annotation, molecular function: protein serine/threonine kinase activity; ATP binding. The record is from RefSeq and is a predicted model, not a curated record. Gene Ontology annotation, cellular component: mitochondrion. The coding region runs from base 121 to 1845 and encodes 574 amino acids.